AUGAUGCCUCAAGGGGUGGUGCGUGAGGCUGAGGCGGAGCUGCUGAAGGACGAGACCCUAGAUAAGGAGUACCUGCCCAUAGACGGCCUCCCCGAGCUCAAACCACUGACUCAAUCUCUGUUAUUUGGCGAAGACAGCGAGGCCAUUGCUGCGGGGCGCAUCGCUUCGUCUCAGUCUCUUUCAGGCACUGGGGCUUUGCGUGUGGUUGGGGAUUUUAUUAAACACUUUAUACCUCAGGCCAAGACGGUGUACCUGAGCAACCCCACCUGGUCAAACCACCACAACAUCUUCGGCCCCGGCGCGGGCCUCACUAUUGCUGAAUAUCCUUACUGGGAUCCGACGGUGUACCUGAGCAACCCCACCUGGUCAAACCACCACAACAUCUUCGAGUCUCUGCUUGCUAUAGCGUUCCGCCUGAGAGGCGAUUGGAUACAACACCGUUAG
Molecule: messenger RNA, 444 nt
Organism: Eimeria mitis
Lineage: Eukaryota; Apicomplexa; Conoidasida; Eucoccidiorida; Eimeriidae
Product: aspartate aminotransferase, putative
Exons: 6
Coding region: 1-444 (147 amino acids)
Biological process (GO): biosynthetic process; amino acid metabolic process
Molecular function (GO): transaminase activity; pyridoxal phosphate binding
Source: RefSeq, a predicted model, not a curated record